Messenger RNA from Schistosoma margrebowiei, 4501 nucleotides. Lineage: Eukaryota; Metazoa; Platyhelminthes; Trematoda; Strigeidida; Schistosomatidae. The record is from the annotation of a GenBank genome assembly.
AUAUCCUAUAUCUUUAAGUGUUUCAUAUCCUAAUUAACUUUUAAACUUUAUAUUCUUCAUUGAAACACACAUAUAUAUUAGUUUCAUUGAACAAAAUGAUUAUUUAUCUUUUAUCAUAAUAGAUCUCAAUUAAUCAUUGGAAUCUUGAAAUAUAACAUAAGUAUACAAAUUAUAUGAUACUUUUAUGAAUCCAGGAAAAAAGACAAUUACACAUUCCUUUAUAACAAUUCAUAUUAAUUAUUUAAUGAUAAUCGUAAUGGAACUUAACAUUGAAUAUUUGUCAAGUUUAUGAACAUUGAACUUAAUACAUUUUUAUUUAAUUGAAAUUGAAAUAAAACUAAAAGAGAUUUGUAUUGAAUUGGUCUUUCAAAUUCAUAUAUACAUCUAUAUAUAUAGUACUACAUAAACAUCCAUAAUGUUUCCAAUGACAGCAUUUCCAUUGAAUCCAGUAAAUUGUGGACGAUCAUCAACAGAUUUAAUAUGGUCUAAUCCUGAAGCAUUACAGAAUAUUGGAUCUGCAUUGAAUUGUGAUAAUUUAUCAUAUAUCAAUAAUAAUAAUAAUAAUUCUUCAUUGUCUAAUCAAAAUUCAAUAAAUAAUAAUACAUCAUCAGCAAUAAUCACUAACUCUUCAAAUUUCCUUUCCUCACGACCUAAUUAUACCUGUACUCUUAAUCAAACUUAUCGACUACAAGAAAAUCGAAUUCAUACAGGUUAUUUAAAUGAAGAAUUAUCAGAUCAAUGUAAUGAUAAUAUUGUUACUACUAAUACUACUACGACCACCACCACCAUCACCACCACUGCUACUCCUCCUCCUCCUCCUCCUCCUCCUCUUUCUAAUUGUAGUAACAAUAAUAAUGAUAAAUCUCAUAUAGAUAUCUCUAAUAAAUCAUCUACAUCUAAUACUAUGAUGAAAUCUGAAAGUUUAUUACAAUUAAAUAAAUUCCCUUCAUCAUUAUGUAAUACAAUGAAAUCAAAUAAUUCAACUUAUGAGAAUUGGUCAAAUGAUCAUAGAAAACGUCAUAAAAAAUCUAAAUUACAUUCUAUUAUUCAUACAGAUAAUCAUUUUAUUCAUAAUAAAUCAACAGAGAAAACAUCACCUCAUUCAUUAUAUAUAGAUGAAUCUAUGAAUGAAAUGAUAUACAAUAAGGUAACUUCAUUAGAGAAUGAAAAAAAUCAAUUAAAUUCAUUACAAUCAACUACAAUUAAUCUUGUAUCUAAGACAAAAUUAUCUAAUUUAAAACAAUUAACUAAUGAAUUAUCAAAUGAACAACAACCACAGCAACAGCAACAACAACAACAACAACAAUUGAAUUAUUCAUUUAAUAUGUUACCUACAAAAGUGAAUGAUUAUACAAAUCAAUUAUUAUGUAAUGAAUAUAAUGAUAAUCAUUAUAAUAGUUUACCAUCCCAACAAUACAGUAAUAAUAAUCAUUGUCCACAAUCUAUUCAUCAUGAUAAAUCCCAAUUGAAUAAAAAUAUUAAAGAAUCAUUAAAUCAUAUUUUAUCUACAAAUUAUUCAUUAAAACAUAAUCAUUCACAGAAUACAAGAAAUUCAAUCAAUGAAGAAGCAGUUGAUGAUGAUGAAGAAGAAGAACAAGUAGAAGAAGUAGAAGAAGAAGCAUAUAAAACAAUGAUCAAUACAAGUAAUCAUAAUGAUCAUGAUAUUGUUACAAAUUCUAUUUCCAUCAUGACUACUACAUCGACGCCGACGUCGACGUCAACGACGACGACGAUGACGACUAUUACUACAACUACAACAAAUAGUAUGAGUAAUAUAGAGAGAAGAUUAAAUGAUCCAUUAACACAUUCUCAUAAUGAAAUGAAUACAAAUACAUGGAAUACAUCUAUACCAUCAGAAUAUUCAACAAAUAUAUUACCACAACAUUUAGCUUCAUUCUAUUCGACUUGUUCAAAUGAGAUUGCAUUUAGAAAAAGUUUAAUAUUUAAUAAUCAUCAAAAUAUGAAUAUAGAAUCAACAAAUUAUUCCACAUACAAUAAUAAUAAUAAUAGUAGUAGACAAGACUCAGAAUGUCGUACAUCUUCAUCACCAUUACCUUCUAUUAUACAAACUAAUAUAGACAUGAAUUCAAGUUCUAUGUUAAAUUGUAAUGAGGUGGAUAAUUUUAAUAAAAUAUCUUCUUCGGAUGAAAUUAAAUUCAAUGUAAACACUAAUAGUAACCAUAAUGAAUUAAAUGAAAUGAAUGUUAAUUCAAAGUUCAACAAUCCUAUACAGCAACAACAACAACAACAAUCUCAAUCAAGGAGAAUAAUUAAUGAUUCAUUAAUACAGAAUGAUUUAGACACAUGUAAGUCAAUACAUCAUAAUUCAAAUCUCCCUCCUCCUCCUUCACAUCAUCAUCAACAACAACAUCAAAGACAAAGAGGAUUUGAAGAUGAUCAAAUGAUUGAUGAUUUAAGUGUAGCAUAUCAUUCAGCAGCAGCUAUGGCAGCUGCUGCUGUUGUUGCACAAGCAGCUGUAGCAAGUGCAAAUGUAACAAAUCAUCAAUUGGAACAUCAACAUCAUAAUCAUCGUCAUGAACAAUCAAUACAUCAACAUCAACAUCAACAUUUACAUUCACAUCAAAAUCAACAUCAACAAUCUCAAUAUAUUGAUAAUGAACAUUCCAUGUUACAUACACAUAUGGAACAAUAUGGUGUACAUACUAAUAAUAAUGGUAAUAAUAAUGAUAAUGUUUUACAUCAAUCACAGUAUAAUAUGAUGAAUCAAAAUUUAGGAUUAUUCCCUCUUAUAAAUAAUACAAAUUCAUUGAAUAAUGCACAGAAUAUAAAUAAAACAAUGAAAAAUAAAAAAUUAACAAUGACAGAAGGAAGAGAAUGUGUCAAUUGUGGAGCAACUAGUACACCGUUAUGGAGACGAGAUGGACAAGGAAAUUAUUUAUGCAAUGCAUGUGGCUUAUAUCAGAAAAUGAAUGGUCAAAAUCGUCCAUUAAUUAAACCUAAACGAAGAUUGCAAUCCUCUAGCAGACGUACUGGUACUAUAUGUUCCAAUUGUCGUACAAUAACAACUACAUUAUGGCGUCGAAAUACAAAUGGUGAACCUGUUUGUAAUGCGUGUGGACUUUAUUUCAAACUGCAUAAUAUUCAACGACCUAUUUCAAUGAAAAAAGAUGGAAUUCAAACACGUAAUCGUAAAGUUUCACAAAAAACAAAAAAGCAUAAAUUUGGUUUCUAUUCAGAAUUAUCUGAUUUACCAGUGGAUUAUUUAAUGAAAACACCUUUACAUCGAUUUGGUGCCGCAGCAGCAGCAGCAGCUGUUGCUGCUAAUCAUUUUGCAUGUACUACACGUGGUUCACAAACAAUUACACCGAAUUCACCAAAUUCAAUGUGUAAUCCAUAUUUAACUGGUUAUUUCUCAGAUAAUAAUAUUAAUAGUAACAAUACUACUACUACUAAUAAUAAUAAUAAUAUUUUGAAUGAAAUAAAACAUAAAGAUAUGUCAAGAAUUGAAGUGGAUAGUUCUGAUGAAACUGGACAGUUCACUGAUGUGACAAAAGCAUUUCAUGCUACAUUUGGAGGUUUAACUAAUAAUAAUAAUAACAAUGAUGAUAAUAGACAUUCCAAUCAUUUCUCUCUUAAUUCACCUCAUCCAACACAAAUACACCCUCAUCAUAUUGAUCACUUACAACAACAAUAUAUUCAGAAACAUCAAUCCCAAUCAAUGAAUUCAAUGAAUUUCACAAAUGAUCCUUAUACACAACAUACAUCUAAUUUAAUGAAUAAUCAAAUGAAUGAGAAAUAUUCAAGAUAUCAAAAAUCUAAUUAUAUUACUGAAUUAGUUUAUAAUCAUUCAACGAAUAAUGAUCAGAAUACUAGUAAUAAUUCAAAAUGUGAAUCAUUACAUAUGAAACCAUCAAAUAUCGUUCAUCAUCAUCAUCAUCAUAAUCAUCAUUCACCGACAGAUGCAUUAAUACAAUGGCAUGCACAAUUACGAUCUACACCAAAUCAAUUGGAUGGAAGUGGGUCGAUAAAUUUUAAUUCUGCUUCACUAUACAAUAACUGUCAACCAAUCACACGACUGGGAUGUAAUAAUAAUACUAAUAAUAACAAUGGCAUCGUCGGUGGUAGUUGUAAUAGUAAUAGUAGUAAUAGCAGUAGUAGUAGUAGUAGUAGCGGUGCUAGUAUCACACAUUCCUAUUAUAAUCAAAAGAAUAAAAUCGAAUCUGAUCCCAUUGAUAAUAAUAAUAACAAUAAUAAUAAUCGUAGUAUUAAUAAUAAUUUAAUUGAUUCUAUAAAUCAUUCAACGAUUAUAUCAUCAUCAACCUCAUCAUCAGAACGAUCAAUUCAUGGUACAGAUUUAUUAAAUCAUUAUAAAUUAAAACUUUGUACUGAUUCAUUAGAUUCAUCCAUUUCACCACAUUCAAGAGGACCUAUUGAAAAUGGAUUAUAUUUAAAUAAUUAUCAUAUAAAUCAAACAAUGGAUACUAUAAAACAUCAACAACAAAAUCAAUCAAAUCAUUCUGAUUUAAGAGUAUUUCCAUGA